Messenger RNA from Trematosphaeria pertusa, 504 nucleotides. RefSeq lists its product as uncharacterized. NCBI's taxonomy places the organism in Eukaryota, Fungi, Ascomycota, Dothideomycetes, Pleosporales, Trematosphaeriaceae. The transcript is spliced from 2 exons. The record is from RefSeq and is a predicted model, not a curated record. The annotation marks the transcript as partial.
AUGGGAAGGAACAUCUUACUGCAUUGCCUUCUGUCACUCCUUGUCCUCGCACACGACGUUCUUGCUCAGAGUGCGACGACUACUACCGCGUCAUCGGACACGGCAGCGCAGACGCCCAACACGGGAUACAAUGGCGGCGUGGACAACCCUCAGGACCCAAGCGACGCCGGAGCAGCAGGUGCUUCCAAAGGUGCCUUCAGUCUUUCACGAGGAGGGCUGAUAGCCAUCAUUGUCGUAGCCGUUCUCGUUGCUGUCGGAGGAGUUGGCUCCGCUGUACUCUUCUGGCUUGCAAAGAAGCGACAAUGGGACGUCCGGCAGUCGAUCCGUCGUGCCUCCCGCCGCCUUACCGGUCGCUCAGACGUCUCCAAGCGCCAGAACCGACGAACUGGCGUGCGACUUAACUCGCCUCCUCCGGCCAGGAACGCAAAGGUACCAGAGCGAGACGUCGAGAAGGGCUUGGGAUCCAAUGCACAGAAGGCGAAGACGACGACGACCAUCACAAGC